AUGCAAGCUCAUUCAAAUCAAUCCACUGAUUCCUUCGAUCCUGAUACUUAUAAAAAGUCCCAAGCAGCAAUCAUUGACGAACCGACUUAUAAACCAGAGAUGGUGUUAAAGAACUUUGCAAGAAGUUAUGAUCAACCUCCAUUAACUGGUUAUCAAAGCUUUAUAUCAGGCUUGGGUUCAAUGUUUGGUACCUGUGGGUUAUUCUGUUGUCUUUGUCGAAACCCAUAUCAGGAAGUUGAACAAGGUGAGGUUGGUCUUAUCCAAACAUUUGGUGCAUUGACACGUACAGUUGAACCGGGCUUAUCGUAUGUAAACACUUGGUCUGAAAGAUUGACUAGAGUUUCCAUCAAAAUCAAUAUUAGGGAAAUCCCAGCUCAAAAAUGUUUUACCAAAGAUAAUGUUAGUAUCACCAUAACUUCAGUUGUCUAUUAUAAUAUAAUUGAUCCAAUGAAAGCCAUAUUUGCUAUUGAUAACAUCCAUCAAGCAAUUAUUGAAAGAACUCAAACGACAUUGAGAGAUGUGAUUGGGGGUAGAAUAUUACAAGAUGUUGUUGAAAAGCGUGAAGAAGUGGCUGAGUCUAUCGAAUUGAUAAUUUCUAAAACUGCUGCUGAUUGGGGUGUGAAUGUCGAGAGUAUUUUGAUUAAAGAUUUGACAUUACCAGAUAAAGUGCAAGCUUCGUUGUCCAUGGCAACUGAAGCAAAGAGAAUUGGUGAAGCCAAAAUUAUUAGUGCCAAAGCUGAACUUGAAAGCUCCAAGAUUAUCAGAAAGGCUAGUGAUAUUUUGGCUUCUAAAGCAGCUAUGCAAAUCCGUUAUUUGGACACUAUGCAAGCAGUGUCAAAGAAUGCUGGAACUAAAGUUAUUUUUAUGCCUUCAGCAGAUCAAGUAGAAAGAAUUGCCAUGUCCAAUAUGCAAGACCAGCCUCCUUCUGGUAAGGAUAAGCCGUUAGAUUUAGAGGAAGAUAAGGAUUGGGUAGGUGCUCCAUCGAGUGUUGGUAUUAAAAACAAUAGACACAUUAGUGAGACUGUUGCAUUGCAAGAGGCCAUGCAAGUAUGA
Messenger RNA from Candida dubliniensis CD36, 1053 nucleotides. RefSeq lists its product as uncharacterized. Bases 1 to 1053 code for a protein of 350 amino acids. The transcript has a single exon. NCBI's taxonomy places the organism in Eukaryota, Fungi, Ascomycota, Pichiomycetes, Serinales, Debaryomycetaceae. The record is from RefSeq and is a predicted model, not a curated record. Gene Ontology annotation, cellular component: plasma membrane.